Molecule: messenger RNA, 587 nt
Organism: Helianthus annuus (common sunflower)
Lineage: Eukaryota; Viridiplantae; Streptophyta; Magnoliopsida; Asterales; Asteraceae
Exons: 3
Coding region: 63-413 (116 amino acids)
Source: RefSeq, a predicted model, not a curated record
UACAAACUGGCCCGUGAAUAGUGUAUACUAUACAACCUCCCAUCACCAAACUAGACCUAUAUAUGAUCUAUGGCACCAUAACCUUCUUAACCAAACCCAUGGCUACCUUUUGUUGCCCCAUUGAGACCGAGCCCAAGACCAUGAACCAAGUCGAACUCAACCAAGUCCGGGAAGUAGCUGUUGGUGUUAUAAAAGACAACAAACCAUCGGAAGCCUCUCGUAUACUAAAUGAGGGAAUGAAACCUGUGAUAGGGAUCGAAGAAAUGGCUAAGGUUAUCGAGAGAAAAGAUACGAUUGACAAGAUUCAAGGAAUGAGCACAAUCAAUGAGGCGGUUUGUCAAUGCUCUACAAGCGGUGUUCUUUCUACUCCUGAUCAAUGUGGUCUGAAGGAGCCUCUUUCUGCUCCUUUUUAGUCAUGUUUUUCAGUUAAAGCAUUCUCGUGUAUUUGAAACUUUCAUUUGUUACAUGCUAGUCAUCAUCAUGUAACGAGAUAAACAAACAAUCUCUAAUGAAUACUACGUCUUGUGUCUUAAUUCAUUAAGUUCUCAAGUAUCCGGGAAUCGUUUUCAAAUGAAUAUAUGAUUAGU